This is a messenger RNA of Heterostelium album PN500, 792 nucleotides long. RefSeq names its product FNIP repeat-containing protein. The transcript has a single exon. The coding region runs from base 1 to 792 and encodes 263 amino acids. The record is from RefSeq and is a predicted model, not a curated record. Lineage: Eukaryota; Evosea; Eumycetozoa; Acytosteliales; Acytosteliaceae.
AUGUUUCCAUCGACUCUUAAGUCCAUCAAGUUUGGCGAUGAUUUCAAUACGACCAUUAAGGUCGGUGUGUUUCCAGAGGGUUUGGAGCGUUUGGAGUUUGGUGAUAACUUUGAUUCGCAAAUUGAAAAAGGUGCGCUUCCACACUCGCUAAAGACACUGGUGUUCAACAAGGUAUUCGACCAGUCGCUGGACGGCGUUAUUCCGCCGGCACUCGAAGAGUUGACACUCUCAGAGUACUACGAUCAGGCGAUCAAAGCCGAGGAUAUUGCAUCGGUGACAAAGCUGAAUAUCGUAUUCCAGUUUGACCCAAUACACGUGCUACCAAAGAAAACCAACAUUCAAAAGAUUCAGGCGAUCAACGGAGACACCAUCGAUAUACGACGACUGAGUCACGACCAGCUCCUAGUCAUGAGAAACAAUAUGCAAGGUGCAAUCCUAAAGGAGAGUAGCUUAGCUCAUUUCAUCUUCCAGUUCAAUGGUUUCAAAGGUGAUGACUUUGAAUAUGAUGACGAAGAAAACGAUGAAGACGAUGAAGACGACGAAGAUGGCGAUGACGACGAUGAUCUAUACUCUGACAGUGACGAUCAUUUCCAUGAUCAUCAUGAUGUUUACUUUUUCAAUGAGGAUGACGAUGAUGAUGAUGAUGAUGAUGAAUUUUAUGAUGAAGAUGAGGAAGAAGAUGAAGAUGAAGAUGAUUUAUAUGGUUCAGAUUCGGAAGAGCAUGAUGAUAGUGAUUUAGUUUACCCAGGAGAUUAUGAUUCAGAUGUAGAAGAAGAUAGCUCAGAUUUUUGA